Molecule: messenger RNA, 3210 nt
Organism: Copidosoma floridanum
Lineage: Eukaryota; Metazoa; Arthropoda; Insecta; Hymenoptera; Encyrtidae
Gene: conv
Product: insulin like growth factor binding protein acid labile subunit convoluted
Molecular function (GO): protein binding
Source: RefSeq, a predicted model, not a curated record
AUGUUAUCCCUAACAUUAUUCUUUGGAUUCAUCAUCUCAGCUUUCGCGAGCUACAUCCCACCUGGGCCAAAAUUUACAUGCUCAAAGAUUAAAGCAGUUAUUCAUCCAUGCGUUUGUGUUCAUGGCAGUGAUCAAGGUGUCUACAUAAAAUGUGAUAAUACAAAUUUAGCCAGUUUGAGUCUGGCUUUUGUCAGUCUUGGAAAUGAGAAAGUUCUGAUUGAAGAGCUGACUAUUUAUAAAUGCAAUAUAGUACGAUUUUAUGGACCAGCACUUUACCAACUAAACGUUCGAGUUUUGAAAUUCAUUCAAACUCCAUUAAAACUAAUUGAGGAGCAUAGUUUUCUUGGCGUGAAUAGAACAUUACAAGAACUGUACCUAAUCCAAAGUUCACUAGAAAAGUUUCCAAAAGAAGCUUUCAGUAUUUUAGGCAAUCUUACAACUUUGAGUAUUAGAGGGCACAGAAUAGAAGAGCUACCUAGUGAUAUUUUCGCAGAUAGUCUUGCUGCCUUGAAAGUUGAGCGAUUUGAUUUUAGCAAUGGCAAACUAAAUUUGUUACCUAUAGAAACCUUUGGACCGCUGAAGAAACUUAAAAUUCUUGACUUGCACGGAAAUCAAAUUCAAGACUUACAGCGGAAUCAAUUUAAGGGUUUAAGAGAUGUGGAAACUUUGGAUUUAUCUUACAAUUUGAUAGAUAAACUAGAUGCAUCAUAUUUUUACGACCUUACAAAGCUGGGAUCCUGUAAUAUUUCGAAUAACAGAAUUACCGAACUAAAAAGAGGCACUUUUGCAAGAAAUUCAUUGAUAAAAGUACUCAAUCUAAACAACAAUAAAAUUCAAAAAUUAGAUUCCAAUACUUUUCGAGGAAUGCGCCUUCUGAGAAGACUAUACCUGAGUAACAAUCGUAUUAGUGAGGUUAGCCGAGGAACUUUUGGAACGAUGACAAGAAUUGGCGUCAUUGAUGUGUCUAAAAAUAUGAUUAAGAAGGUUGAUUAUCAAAUGUUCUACCAACUACAGUAUGCAGAACACAUAGAUGUAUCUGAAAAUCAAGUGACUAUCGUAGAGAAAGAAGCCUUUAAGGGCUUGUUCUCAGCUGUAGUUAAUCUUUCUCACAAUGUAAUUACUAAAAUUGAGAGUAGUGCUUUCGAAAACUGUGCCAACAUUGUCAUAUUAGAUCUUAGUCAUAACAGAAUCGAAGAUAUAUCCCAAACAGCAUUUGACAGCGCCUCCUACGCUACCACACUACAAUUAAGUUUUAACUUUUUAACUUCACUGAACCAGAUACCUUUGUAUAAUAUGACCGGCUUAAAAGUCUUGAAUGUUUCUUACAACGUUAUUCGAUCAAUUCCACGACAAACAUUUCCAAAACUUUAUGAACUUCACACUAUUGAUUUAUCUCACAACAAUUUUUCAGAUAUCUAUAAUGCCAUCUUUCAAACUUUAUUUAACUUACGUCACCUGAAUUUAUCACAUAAUUUUAUAGAAAAAAUAAAUCCUUCAACGUUUGGUCAUUUGCCAACAUUAUUGGAUCUGAAUUUAAGUUAUAAUAAACUAAAUGACGUAUCUAAAGGAAGUUUUACAAGAUUAGCCAGUUGCAGAACAUUGUCCGUAAAGCACAACGAGUUGAAGAAGAUUUUUCUGAUUCCCAUAUCAUUGGAUUAUCUGGACUUUUCUGAAAAUCUUUUAGAAGAGAUUCCAAGUAUCGAUGUUUGGCCAUCCAUGAAUGCGUUGCGUUCUCUUGAUUUAUCUAAAAACCGACUUGGAAACAAUCUUGUUUAUGGCAGCUUCGAAAACUUACGUACUCUCAGAACUUUAAACCUCCAAGCUAAUAAUAUAAGUAAUCCUCCCGCAGAAGCUUUAGGUAUGCUUUCCAGCUUGCAGUACGUUUAUCUCCAGGAUAACAAUUUGACAUCUUUAAAUAAGGCAGCUUUUGGUAAGCUUCCCAUUGUAUUCGAGCUCAAUCUUGCCCAUAAUCAAAUUCAUGUUAUAAGUGAGCGGGCAUUUGAAGGACUUCUACAACUAUUGACCUUAAAAUUAACUUCUAAUCAAAUCAAGCACAUACCAAACGGUGCUUUUCGAGGUUUAGUUUCGUUACAAAAUUUAGACCUUUCGUAUAAUAAAUUACAAAAGCUUGAUAAUAAAACACAUGGGCUACUUGAUGACUGCUUGUCACUUGAAAAAAUUAAUCUCAGUCAUAACAAGAUUGUUCAUGUUACUAGUAAGACAUUUCCUCAUAAUCCAUGGGUUCCAUACAGAAUAAGAGAAAUAGAUCUGUCUCAGAACGGUAUACAGGCACUUAGUUUUGACUUUACUUUAGGAACAAGGAAAUCAACUUAUUUGAAUCUUAGUGACAACAACAUUAACGAAAUAAGAAAAUAUGUUAUUGGAAACUUGACGGAAGUGGUAACUUUAGAUUUAUCCCACAAUGAGUUAACAGAUCUAUCUGAGCAAGACUUCAUCUCACUACCACCAAAUUUAACAAAUCUGGUUAUAAGUCACAAUCGUUUUAAUCACCUUCCUUGGAAAAAAAUUGUAGCAAUGCCAAACUUGAGACUAUUAGAUUUAGAGUAUAACAACUUUCGUAACUUUGAUGACAUUCUCAUUAAAGUUUUGAACAAUGGAACCAUACUUAAAUAUGCUGGUAAUCCAUUGCACUGUGACUGCUACGUACGACCUCUGCGAAGGUGGCUUGAUACAUUUACCGAGAUUCCUAUGCAUUGGGCAAGUGUAAAAUGUGCGAAUCCCAACUACGUUGCUGAUUUGCUUUUACAGGAUGUUUCAGAGCUGCUAAUGAGUUGUCCUAAUAAAGAUAUUAUGAAGAAUCCAAAAUAUGAUAUCUCUCCUGAUGUAAAAUACCGAGAUAUAGAAUACGAUAGUGAUGAUGAGGUGUGGACAGUAUCGUGGUACGUAACAAAUCGUGGGGAUACAGGUGAUUUUUAUUUAAUUGUACGAGAGCCAGGUAGCAGUAAAAACAUUUUGGAAAAAAAUAUCGUUUAUAAAGAGCGUUCAUUCAAGAUAAGACCGCUUCCAGAUCCCAAUUUAAAGUACGAGAUAUGCGUCUUGGCACGAGACUCUAUGGGAAAUGUUAAGACCUUUCAAAGCUCGCAGUGCAAGAUUUUAGAUAAGCAAACCUUCAGUGAAGCCACCACACAGUCAACCGUCAAUAUUUUGCUUGUGUUUCUUACUCCUGUCAUUUUUUUUGUGUCUUUAUAG